AUGGCUUCCUCCAUCAACAGCUGCGUGCUGCUACUGGACCUGCCGCAGAACGCGCUCGCUGGCAUAGACCUGCUGUCUUUCACAACUUCACCAAGAUUCAAAGGCGUCAAGAACCUGCCCCCUGGCCUACACUUUGUCUUUGCUGCAAGCGACAGUGCCCUCUCGGUCAGACAGGGAGCUUGGUUCUACGUGUCGCCCGGGACUGGCUCGCCGCAAGUUUUCGUCAAGAGGUGGCAUGAACAGAGUGAAGACCUUGUCGCCGAAACGUCUCAGACAGAAGUGCUGAGAUGGAAGGCGAACCUGGGGAGCAUAUGGAAAGACGGCCUGACCCCGUAUCGACAGACAGUGCAAGAGGGUGACUCUGGCGCAGAAGGUGACUGGGAGGAAGAGUCGCAGGACUGGGAUGAGCUCACAUCGAGAAUCACGCAGACGCUGCUAUCCCGGAUAUGCGGCCUCAACCCCGAUCACUGGAGCCUGACAUCUGCAUCCUCUGGCUUGCUGGAUUUAGAGUCAAUACCCGGCCUUGAACAGAGCAACUCCACACUACAUCCAGAGAAAGAGCUGGGGUUCCUACCGGUUGAUUUGAGGCGGACGUGGAGGGUGGGAGCGACGGGGCGGGAACGGACCGAAGCAGCACAAGAUAGAUCCUGGUUCUUGGGUGAUCUGAUCGACAACCACAGCCAGGCCGGUGAUAAGCGAAGCCGGGAGUUUGAAGUUCUUGGUGAGCUGCAGUUUGCGUUCCUCAUGGUCUUGACGCUCAACAACAACUCGUGUCUGGAACAGUGGAAGAGGAUCCUGGUGCUGCUAUUUACCAGCCAGCAAGCGAUCAAGGAGCGUUCCCAGCUGUAUCUUGAGUUGCUACAGACAUUGCACGUUCAACUGAGUCACUGCGUGGACAUGGACGGCUUCUUCGACAUGAACGAGGUUGGUGGUGGCUUCCUGCGACCGUUAUUUAAGAAGUUUCGAAAGAACCUGGACGACUUUGAUGGGAAGUGGAAGUCAGACAUGGUGGAUGAACUGGACGAACUGGAGGACUUUCUUCAGAGAACAUUUGGCUGGGAACGUGGCGAUUCGUUCGUCAAGCGCGGAAUGCUCGACUUGGAGGACGGCGAGCGUGUGGAGAUGGACGUCAACGAUGCAGAUGAAGACGAUGAAGCUGGUGACUAUGCUCCAACAAUCGUCGAGUUAACACCAGCACAGCUUGACGAGCUAAACGGAAGCGAUGUCGGCUCCAAGAAGAGUACGACCGAAGACUCGGAGGAGGAGGCUGACCUUGACGACAUGGAUGAGCGGUAUUGA
Molecule: messenger RNA, 1299 nt
Organism: Ascochyta rabiei
Lineage: Eukaryota; Fungi; Ascomycota; Dothideomycetes; Pleosporales; Didymellaceae
Exons: 1
Coding region: 1-1299 (432 amino acids)
Biological process (GO): spliceosomal tri-snRNP complex assembly
Source: RefSeq, a predicted model, not a curated record